AUGUUUACUCUCAUUUUCUUCUUCUUGCUCCUAAAUAUUCCACUUCCUGUGACAAGAUCCAUUCAUCCCAGGUGCUUUUGGAGAAUAAAGCAGAAUGAAGACAAAGAUGAAGACUUGAUGACAGAUUGUGCCUUCCCAGUAAAAGCAGUGCUUUUGUCUGUGGACAAAGAUUAUUUUAACCAAAUUCUGAAUGUAAAAACAAGGAAGAAAAAUUAUCACUUUGCUCUGGCCUUGGCUUUUACUAUGGAUGAAGUCAACAGAAACACUGAUCUCUUACCAAAUAUGUCUCUAGUAUUUGACUUCCCAGAAGAUGGUUGUAUGAGUACGUCACAACUAGAAACUCUCAUUCAUUUUUCUGAACAAAAUAGUGCUAAUCCCCCUAAUUAUGUCUGUGUAGAAGAGAUGAAUUGUGCAGUGUUGUUAACUGGACCAGAGUGGGAAAAAUCUUUGAGGCUUCAGAAGAUCAUAGACCUCUAUAGAUCUCAGAAGGUCCUUCAGCUUACCUAUGGACCUUUCCAUCCUAUCCUGAGUGAUAAUGAACAAUUUCCUUAUCUGUAUCAGAUGGCUCCCAAGGACACAUCUUUAGCCCUGGCCAUGGUGUCUUUUAUUGUUCACUUCAGCUGGAACUGGAUUGGGCUUGCCAUCUCAGACAAUGAUCAGGGUGUCCAAUUUCUAUCAUAUUUGAGAAGAGAGAUGGAAAAAAAUACAGUCUGCUUUGCAUUUGUCAACAUGAUCACAGUUGACAUUCAUUUAUACAUGUCAAGAACUGAAGUGUAUUACAACCAAAUCAUGACAUCAACCACAAACGUUGUUAUAAUUUAUGGUAACACAGACAGUACUCUAGCGUUGAGCUUUAGAAUGUGGGAAUCACUAAGGAUACAGAGACUAUGGGUCACUACCUCACAGUGGGAUUUCUCUACAAGUACAAGCUAUUUCACCCUUGACUCGUUCUAUGGGACCCUUGCUUUUGUCCACAAUCAUGCUGUGAUUUAUGGUUUUAAAAGAUUUGUUCAGACACUGAACUUGCUGAAAUAUUCAGACAACUAUCUGGCAAGGUUGGAGUGGAUGGAAUUUAACUGUGAAGUAUCAGUAUCUAACAGUAAGACACUGAAAAACUGCUUAUCUAAUGCCACAUUGGAAUGGCUAAUAGAACAGACUUUUGAAAUGGCCUUUAGUGAUAACAGUUAUGACCUAUACAAUGCUGUGUAUGCUGUUGCCCAUGCCAUUCAUGAAAUGCUUUUUCAAAGAAUGUCUAAUCUAGAAAAGGACAAUGGAAAAGGACACAAUUCUCAUUGCUUGGAGCUGAACUCCUUUCUGAGAAAGACCCACUUCACUAAUCCUGUUGGGGAAAGAGUGAAUAUGAACCAGAAAGAAAAACUGCAGGCAGCAUAUGACAUUUUCUAUUUGUUGAAUUUCCCACAUGGUCUUGGAAUUAAGGUGAAGAUAGGAAAGUUUAGCCCAGACUUUCCACAAGGUCAACAGCUCCUUUUGUCUGAAGAUAUGAUAGAGUGGACUACGGGAAGUAGACAGAUCCCACCGUCUGUGUGCAGUGCUGAUUGUGGUCCUGGACUCCGAAAAUUGUGGCAGGAGGGAAUGGCAGCCUGCUGUUUUGAUUGUAGUCCCUGCCCAGAGAAUGAAAUUUCUAAUGAGACAAAUAUGGAUCAGUGUGUGAGGUGUCCAGAGGACAAGUAUGCCAACACAGAGAAGAACCACUGUAUUCAUAAAGCUGUGCUCUUUCUAAGCUAUGAUGACCCCUUAGGGAUGAUGCUAGCCUUAAUGGCCUUCUGUUUCUCUGUAUUUACAGUGCUAGCUCUUGGGGUCUUUGUGAAGCAUCACGACACUCCCAUUGUGAAAGCCAAUAACCGCACUCUCAGCUACAUCUUGCUUGUUUCACUUAUCUUUUGUUUCCUUUGCUCAUUUUUCUUCAUUGGCCGUCCAAACUCAGCCACUUGCAUCCUUCAGCAAAUCUCAUUUGGACUUGUAUUUACUACGGCUGUUUCUACUGUGUUGGCCAAAACAAUUACAGUUGUUAUGGCUUUCAAAGUCACAGUCACUGAAGGAAGGAUGAGACACUUCCUGGUAUCAGGGGCACCAAAAUACAUCAUUCCUUUCAGUAUCCUUAUCCAAAUUAUUCUCUGUGCAAUCUGGCUUGGAGUUUAUCCUCCCUAUGUUGACAAUGAUGUACAUUCUGAGCAUGGUCAUAUCAUCAUUGUGUGCAAUAAGGGUUCAACUACUGCAUUCUACUGUGUCCUGGCAUAUCAUGCUUCUCUUGCUUUAGGGACCUUCAUUGUGGCUUUCUUGGCCAGGAAACUUCCUGACAUAUUCAAUGAAGCCAAGUUUCUGACAUUCAGCAUGCUGUUGUUCUGCAGUGUCUGGGUCACAUUUCUCCCUGUCUAUCAGAGCACCAAGGGCAAGUUUUUGGUGGCUGUGGAAGUAUUUUCCAUCGUGGCCUCCAGUGGAGGCUUGCUGGGAUGCAUCUUUAUUCCCAAGUGCUACAUAAUUUUGUUAAGACCAGAAAGAAAUUCUCUUCCAAAGUUAAGAGAGAAAACAUUUUCCUGA
Messenger RNA from Mus caroli (Ryukyu mouse), 2559 nucleotides. Its product is annotated as vomeronasal type-2 receptor 116-like. Gene Ontology annotation, cellular component: plasma membrane. Gene Ontology annotation, molecular function: G protein-coupled receptor activity. Lineage: Eukaryota; Metazoa; Chordata; Mammalia; Rodentia; Muridae. The record is from RefSeq and is a predicted model, not a curated record. Gene Ontology annotation, biological process: G protein-coupled receptor signaling pathway.